AUGAAGUUAAAAUUGGUUGUAAACUCUAGCAAUGAGGAUUAUAAAUUAUUUAAAACCACUAUAAUGACUAUGGCACAACUUCGAAAGACCGCAAUUUUACGUUUUACAACAGAUAGGUUAAUAGUAGUAUCAACCCCGAAGACGGUUUCUAGUGGUGCAGUUCUAAGCGGUGAUCAGGGUCAAUUAUGGUGUACAAUUCCCAAGGAUGUGUUCUCGCUCUAUAAUGUUACUUCUAUUCGUGAGGAGAAUACAAUUGCAAUGGAGUGCCAAUGUGAUUCAUUAAUGAAUGUAUUAAAGAGGUAUGACAGGUGUACGCAUGGAGAUCUUACAAUAAAGCUUCAAAGUAUGCCGGAGUGGAAUCAAAAUCAUCCUAAUAAUUUGACUGUAAAUGAUGGGAAUAAUAGUGGUAGCCAGGGAAAUCCGAUCUGUGCUUUGGGGUGCACCUUCAAUGAGUACUUGGGCCUGGAAGAUAAUUCUAAAACAGUGUGGCAUUCGUUUAAGGUUGGUGUUAGACUAUUAUACAAAACACAAGAUUCCAAAAUACAGGAGCCUACUGUCAAUUAUAAUAAGCUGUUAAUGUUUCGGCUGCCGCCUGUCAGUGGGGAAUAUGGAGCCAAGUUCUCGGAAUUCAUAAAAAGACUUGAUCGGUACGCUACUCUAAACCAUAUCUUACUACAUGGGGAAAGCAAUGAAGGCGCUCAAUAUGAGGGUCAACUGCGACUGCUUGUACAUGAACUGUCUUGGAAGUUAGAUAUCCAAUGGCGCGGACCCUUGGAAACGAUUACCCAGGGAAAUGAAGAGCAGCGAGAACAGCCUAACGAGCAAUCGCUGCAGAAUACGACAUCACGUAAGAAUAGUAUGGCUGCACAUGGGAACAGUAUGCAAAUUGAGGACAGUGAGCUCGACCUAGAGCCUGAUCAGAUUAGCCUUUCCCGUAUAGAGACACCGGCUCCUUCUGAGAAGACAGAUCGCUUAAACAGAGUAUUUAUAAAGGCGAAGGACUGGAAAGUCUGUUCAAGAUUAUACGAUUCCUUUGAAGAAGUUGUUCUUGCAAUAUCACACGACGAGUCCUGUGUGCUGCAUUGCUCAUUAGACAGAGGGCUAGAAGACGAUCAAUCACAACGUCCAAAAGAGAGAGGGCAAAUCAUCUACUACAUGGCAAGGUCUAAGUUACUGUAA
Messenger RNA from Eremothecium sinecaudum, 1179 nucleotides. It is a transcript of the gene MEC3, whose product is annotated as Mec3p. Gene Ontology annotation, biological process: mitotic DNA replication checkpoint signaling; meiotic DNA integrity checkpoint signaling; double-strand break repair via homologous recombination. NCBI's taxonomy places the organism in Eukaryota, Fungi, Ascomycota, Saccharomycetes, Saccharomycetales, Saccharomycetaceae. The coding region runs from base 1 to 1179 and encodes 392 amino acids. The record is from RefSeq and is a predicted model, not a curated record. Gene Ontology annotation, cellular component: checkpoint clamp complex; site of double-strand break. The transcript has a single exon.